This is a messenger RNA of Phanerochaete carnosa HHB-10118-sp, 2117 nucleotides long. RefSeq lists its product as uncharacterized. The record is from RefSeq and is a predicted model, not a curated record. Gene Ontology annotation, molecular function: ubiquitin binding. Gene Ontology annotation, biological process: protein modification process; endosome to lysosome transport; protein transport. Bases 136 to 1995 code for a protein of 619 amino acids. The transcript is spliced from 6 exons. NCBI's taxonomy places the organism in Eukaryota, Fungi, Basidiomycota, Agaricomycetes, Polyporales, Phanerochaetaceae. Gene Ontology annotation, cellular component: ESCRT I complex.
GUCCGCUCGUCCGCUGGGGGAGUCCUCGGCGCAGCGACGCCCGUGCCACAUCGGCGGAGCGGCGGACUUUCAAUCGGCCAUCGGCACAGUUGAUCCCCCGCUGACGCCCGAUCUUCCGGCGCUUCGCUUACCGUCAUGAGCUCGUCCGCCGAGUCCCUCACGCACAAGUGGCUCCGGCACAACAUACAGUCAUAUGCCCACAGCGACACCGUCUACGCACACGUCGGCACCGCCCUCGCCCGCCACCCGUCGGUGAGACCAAAGACCGACGUCUACACCUACGACGACGGCCGGACACAGCUUCUGCUAUGCCUCCACGGUCUCCUCCCCAUCUCGUACCGUGGCACUGCAUACAACAUCCCGAUCGCCCUCUGGAUAACUAGGGACUACCCGCGUCAGCCACCGAUUGCCUAUGUCGUGCCUACAAGCGACAUGCUCGUGCGCCCCAGCAAACACGUCGACGUCAGCGGGAGAUGCGAGAUCGACUACAUUGGCAACUGGGCCAGGAAAAGCGAGGGCUGCAACAUUUUGGCGCUGCUCGAAGCCUUGCAAGACCAAUUUUCUCGUGAGCCGCCGGUAUACGCGAAGCCCAGAACAGAUGCUUCGUCUCCAGCUGCGCGGACCCAGUCUUCCCGCCCAGAUACCACCGGUCCCAACUACUCAGCGCGCCCUCCACCGCCUCUACCGGGAACACGCCCUCCGCAACAGCCCCAGACCCAGUCUGUGCCAGCGACGAUGCCGAAGAAUGACGAUCCGCCCCCGUUACCCUCCAAGCCCAGCAUCGCUUCACCUCUCAACCCCGUGUCCACGGCAGUUGCUGUCGCUGGACCAUCAGUGGAUGUCCGCGUGCAGUCAGCUGGCGUAACGCCGUCGCCCGCCUUCGCUACCCGCCCACCGCCGCCAUUGCCGCCGCAUCCACCACGCGACUCCGAGCUUCCCCAGUAUAGAAACAUUCAGGGGCCGCCGCAAUACACCGCCGCAGACCGUCCGAUUUCGAACCCGACGCCUGCGUCGGCGCAGCAGGCAGGAUUAGCAAAUCGAACUACGCGGACACUGAACCCACCGAUCGAUCCCAGUCAUGCGCCGCGGUACGCUUCUCCCCCGGUGACACCUCACGCGUCGACGCGUCCUCUUGUCCACGCGGCUCCAACACCGUACGGCCCAACACCUCCGCCUCCGCCAGUUCCUACGUCUCCUCGGAUCUCACAACCGCAGCCACUGCAGCCACCUGUGCUUCUGCCCCCGCCAUUCAUAUCUCCUCAGCCUACCGGUGCUGUACACGUCAAUGGCCCACAUGGACCACCGCAGCCACCGAUGCCUCCUCCUCCGCCACCACACGCUAAUUCUGCGCCAGCGCCAGUGUCACACCAGCCACCGUCUAUACCUCCGCCUGAUCUGUUAGAUGCUGAAGAUGACUCAGUCUCAUCUAUCGCGCCGGCGUCUCAAGCCCCUGCCCCACCACGCCCGCCCAACCCGGAACUCGCCCGCCUGCACGACCAGGUGCACGCGAAGCUGUCGUCGGAGCUCGCAUCGCUGACUCAGGCGAUGGCGCUCGACGGCGAGCGGCUGCGCGCCCACCAGAACGACCUGCUCGCGGGAGAACCGGCCGUCCGCGACGAGAUGGCGCGCCUGGAGGCGGUCCGGGACGUGUGCCAGGGCGUCAGCGCGCGCGUCGAAGCCGUCGUGGAAGGCGCGGAGCGGAAUGUGGCUGAACUCAAGCGCAAGGGCGACCCGGACGUCGACGAGCUCGUCUGUGCCACCACGAUCGUCCACAACCAGCUGAUCAAUCUCGUGGCGGAAGACAAUGCCAUCGAAGAUACGAUAUACCAUCUUCACAGGGCCCUGAACGCCGGGCGCAUAGAUCUCGAACGUUUCCUACGGACGGCGCGCAGCCUGGCCGAAGAACAAUUCAUGAAGCGGGCGUUAACGGAGAAGAUUCUGGCCGGGGUGCCGAUGCGGGGCUUUGCCAUGUCCAUGCGCCCCGAGUGGUCGUAGUGAGGGGACGAGAGGGGGCCCGUUUAAGCGUCGCAGUGUUCGUCGCCGUACAGCUUGCCUGCUCGCACAGCAUAUCCUAGGAUGUGGCGUCCGCUUAGUGGUGGAUGCUCUAGACCGCCCCC